UUCAUGGCGGGCGUCUUGGAUGCUUUGGCAUCCUACGUGCAGAACAUGCUUACGGAGAUGGCAAGGGAUGAGGUGCAUAUGCUGCUGGGGGUCACUGGAGAGAUCAAAAAAAUGGACAUCAAGCUCAAGGACCUCAAGAACUUCCUCGUGGAUGCUGAUAGGAGGAGCAUCACCGACCACAGUGUGCAGGCAUGGGUACUAGAGCUUAGAGAGGCCAUGUAUGACGCCACUAACAUCCUCGACAUCUGUCAGCUCAAGGCCAUGGAUCAGGGUCAAAGCCAUGAUGCAGGGUGCUUCAACCCUGUGCUGUUCUGCAUGCGGAAUCCCAUCCACGCCCAUAAGAUUGGCAGCCGCAUCAAGAACCUUAACCAGAGGUUAGAAGAUAUCAAGAAACGUAGCUUACAUUUCAAUUUCAUCAACCUCAAUUCGUAUGAGGAACGUAGCAGGAGGGUGGCCUCCUCUCGUCCUGGUAGCCGUGAGACAUCUGGUGAGCUUGAUGAGUCAAGUUUGGUCGGUGAGAACAUUGAGGAGGACACAAGAAAUUUGGUGGAGACACUGACAUCAGCGGAGCUAUCAGAAUGUGAGAACAACAAAAUUUUGGUUUUUGCUAUUGUGGGAGUUGGCGGGAUUGGUAAAACAACCCUGGCCAAGAAGAUCUUCAAUCAUGAGAUUAUACAACAAGAAUUCACAAAGAAAAUAUGGUUGAGUGUGAACCAGGACUUUAGUGAGACUGAGCUGCUGAAAAGAGCUAUCAUCGAAGCUGGGGGUGACCACCAAUGUGCUGGAAAUACGAGAGGCGCACUUGAGCGAGCUCUUAAGGAAGCCUUGAAUGGGCAAAAGAUCUUAUUGGUGAUGGAUGAUGUUUGGGAGCAUCAAGCAUGGGAAGAUGUGCUCCAAACUCCAUUUGUCAGUUCUAUCCUAGCUCAUGGUAGCCGUGUUCUCGUCACCACAAGGCAUGCCAUGGUCGCAAGAGGGAUGAUGGCGAUAAAGCCCUACCACCAUGUCAAUAAACUUGAUCCCGAAGAUGCAUGGUCAUUGCUGAAGAAGAAGGUAGUCGGAAAUGGAAAUGAUGAAGCACAAAUUGAACUGCUCAAGGAUAUUGGAAUGGAAAUUAUAACAAAAUGUGAUUGUUUACCACUUGCUGUCAAAGUAAUAGGAGGUCUCCUGCGUCAAAAAACAGCAAGGCGACGGGAGUGGGAAAAUGUCCUAAAUGAGUCGAUAUGGUCAGUAUCCCAAAUGCCCGAGGAGCUAAACUAUGCAAUAUAUCUUAGCUAUGAAGAUUUAAGUCCUAGUUUGAAGCCUUGCUUUCUUCACUACUCACUCCUUCCCAAGAGCAGAGUGUUCUUUGUCGAUGAGAUUAUUGGCAUGUGGAUUAGCGAAGGAUUUGUUCAUGGAAGAUCAUGUGACUUGGAAGAAAAAGGAAAGGAGUAUUAUGACGAGUUGAUUCAGAGGAACCUUAUUGAACCAAACCUGGGGUACCCUGAUCAGAUUGUUUGCAACAUGCAUGAUGUUGUCUGCUCAUUUGCUCAAUAUGUGGCUAGAAAUGAAGCAUUAGUAGCACAGAACAAGAAAAUUGAUAUUGCUGAAAAAAUCAUUUCACAGAAGUUUUUUCGGAUCUCUCUAAAAACCACGGGAUCAGAAUCAGAUGUAUUAGAGUGGUAUUCAUUACAAGCACAGACAUCAUUGAGAUCACUAUUGUCAUUUGGGAAUAUAAUAAUCAAGCCUAGUGAUUCAUUGCUUGCUUUUUCAAAUUUACGCACACUACAUGUAGAAAAUGCAAAUUUUGAUUCAUUAGCUAAAUCUUUGAAUCAACUCAAACACUUGAGGUAUCUAGCCAUUGUAGGAACCAACAUAUCUAGGCUGCCAGGAAGCAUUGGUAAGAUGAAAUUCCUGCACUAUAUUAGUCUUCUUGGUUGCAAGGGUUUGGUGAAUCUUCCAAGUUCCAUUGUAACGCUCAAACAUUUGAGGUUUCUUAACCUUGGUUGGACAGGAAUAAAAAGCAUACCUAAGGGUUUUCAUGGUCUAACCAAUCUGAGAAAUUUACAUUGGUUUCCAGCACACAUGGAUGGUGACCGGUGUAGCCUUGAAGAACUGGGACCUCUCGCCCAGCUCACCGGGCUUAGUAUAAGUGGCCUGGAGAAUGUACCUUCUUCUUCAUUUGCGACUAAAGCCAGGAUUGGUGAAAAGGUGCGGCUGAACUAUCUUCUCUUAGAAUGUAGUAGUAGAAUCGGACAUGAUGCCAACUUGGUAAAGGAUGAAGGCGGCAUUCCCAAGAAGCAGCAACGACAAAUCGAGGAGGUAUUUAACGAGCUCCGCCCUCCAUCAGGUUUAGAAAACCUCACAAUCAGAUGGUACUUUGGUCUGCGGCUCCCAAGGUGGAUGAUGUCAACAGAAGUUGUGCACCUAGGGAGCUUAAGGACUAUAAUGGUGGAUGACCUGGCCUGCUGCACGGAGCUUCCAAAUGGCUUGUGUCAGCUCCCCUGCUUGGAGCUCCUACAGAUCAUUCGUGCCCCAGCGAUCAAGCGUGUUGGGCGCGAAUUCCAGCAACCAUACCAUCACUGCCACAACCAUUCCCAGGUAGAGGUUUCAUUUCCCAGAUUGCAUCAGCUGAAUUUUAAUGGAUUGGUCGAGUGGGAGGAAUGGGAGUGGGAGUUGCAAGUGAAAGCCAUGCCCAGCUUGGAGAAGCUUAUACUCGAGAAGUGCAAGCUGAGGCACGUGCCUCGUGGCCUUGCCUUCCAUGCAAGGGCUUUGAAGAAACUAUGCAUAUAUGAUAUCAAGCAAUUAAUAGCUUUGGAGAACUUUACUUCUAUUCUUCACCUCGACGUGUCUGGAAACACUGACCUGGAGAGGAUCAGUAAUCUACCAAGACUGCAGAAGCUCGUCAUCGUCGAGUGCCCAAAGCUUAUGGUAUUGGAGGGCAUGCCUGUGCUGCAGAGACUCAAUCUACUUAGUGAUGACAUGGAAACAGUCCCCAGAUAUCUGCAGGAUAUAAAGCCAAGGCACUUGCAGCUGGACUGCAGCUUACGGUUGCUCACUUCCAUAGCAGCUGGGAAACCUGGUCCUGAGUGGGACAAGUUCAGCCAUAUCCAACAAGUCCAGGCAUAUGCAAAUGAUGCAGGAAUUACGAGGAAAUGGUACGUGCUGUACACAAGAGAUCCUUUCCGCUUUGAGACAAAUAUCAGCGGCUCUGCCAUUGCCAAGGCAUCGGCGGCACGCAUCGAGCUCAAGUUUUAUGCUUGCGGCGCAACAUGCACCAUUGAAGAGGAGUGGCCUAUUGGACGAAAUGCGCCUGCUGGCAAACGUCAGCCCCUCUGCCUCCGCUUCAGGUGCAAUGCCUAUCGUUAUUUGGUUCCCUGGUUGCGUCGAGCGUGCCUGCACUGCAGUGAAGCCGGCAACAUCGCCUCCUCGUCAGAUCAGUGGACCGACGAAGCAGGGUAUGCAGCAUACACAUCGUACAAGGCCAGAUAUGGGAGGCUGCAGAGAAAGAAGCAAACAUCAUCGAGAGUGUAG
Panicum virgatum (switchgrass) is the source of this 3510-nucleotide messenger RNA. Its product is annotated as putative disease resistance protein RGA1. Gene Ontology annotation, molecular function: ADP binding. The transcript is spliced from 4 exons. The record is from RefSeq and is a predicted model, not a curated record. Lineage: Eukaryota; Viridiplantae; Streptophyta; Magnoliopsida; Poales; Poaceae. Gene Ontology annotation, biological process: defense response to other organism. Bases 4 to 3510 code for a protein of 1168 amino acids.